AUGUGCUCAAGUGGUACCUCGGACUUGGACAGCCAACGCAUCGUGCCAGAGCGCAUCGUGCCAGAGGUGCUCAAGUCGUUCUCAGACUCGGACAGUCGAGUGCGCUACUACGCCUGUGAAGCGCUCUACAACAUCGCCAAGGUGACACGUGGCGACUUCAUAGUGUUCUUCAAUGACGCGUUCAACGCUCUCUGCAAGCUCUCUGCUGACCUGGACCCCAACGUGCAGUCCGCCGCCCACCUGCUGGACCGGCUUGUCAAGGUGCCCCCUUGCCCGUCCCUGUCACUGCCUCUCUCUGCCCACAUCCACCCCCUUCACUUCUCACUUCCCGCCUCGCCUCCAUUACUGCUCCCUCUUCUCGUUCCCAUCCACAUCCUUUCUCCUUCUCCUUUGUGCAUAGGGGAAUUCAUUCCUUUGCUCCGGGCGCACAUGAGUGUGCUCAACCCCUUGUUCCUUCCUCGCCGGCUGGAUCACUGCUGUCCCGUGCCUCACACCCUGCGCCUGCCCUUGUCAUGCCCCAUACCCUUGUCUUUGUGCCCCAUGACCUACACUGCUGUCCCUAUAGAAGAGUUCAUCCCGCUGCUCCGAGCGCACAUGAGUGUGCUCAACCCCUUCGUGCAGCAGUUCCUGGUCGGAUGGAUCACCGUGCUGGACAGCGUGCCUGACAUUGACAUGCUAGGAUUCCUACCCGACUUGCUAGACGUCGGCUGGAUCACGGUGCUUGACAGCGUGCCUGAUAUUGACAUGCUUGGCUUCCUGCCCGACCUGCUGGAUGGUGGGUUGGUUGCUUGGUGCGUGGAUUGUGUGUGUGUGCCAUCUGAGUCCAAGUCCAGUCAAGUCAGUAGACAGCUUGACAGCGUGCCUGACAUUGACAUGCUCGGCUUCUUACCAGACCUGCUGGAUGGCCUGUUCAACAUGCUGGGCGAUUCAGCCCACGAAAUUCGAGUGCAGGCAGACAGUGCUCUGAGGGAGUUUUUGCACGAGAUUCGCCACGCGCCUGCUGUGGAGUAUGGGCGCAUGAUGGAGAUCCUGGUGCAGCAGGCACCCAUUCCCUUUGUCGCCCAUCCCAAUCCUGCCGUCCCAUUCUCCUCCCCCCUGCCCCAUCUUCAGGCGGUGGAGUACGGGCGAAUGAUGGAGAUCCUGGUGCAGCGAGCGGGGUCCUCUGAUGAGUUCACUCGCCUCACUGCUGUCACAUGGGUAGGAUGGGAUGGGAUGCUGUCACAUGGGUAA
Messenger RNA from Closterium sp. NIES-65, 1230 nucleotides. The record is from the annotation of a GenBank genome assembly. Lineage: Eukaryota; Viridiplantae; Streptophyta; Zygnematophyceae; Desmidiales; Closteriaceae.